Aspergillus nomiae NRRL 13137 is the source of this 387-nucleotide messenger RNA. Its product is annotated as putative L-PSP endoribonuclease family protein Brt1. The record is from RefSeq and is a predicted model, not a curated record. The coding region runs from base 1 to 387 and encodes 128 amino acids. Lineage: Eukaryota; Fungi; Ascomycota; Eurotiomycetes; Eurotiales; Aspergillaceae. Gene Ontology annotation, cellular component: cytosol; mitochondrion. Gene Ontology annotation, molecular function: deaminase activity. The transcript has 3 exons.
AUGGCCACCAAAACUCCGAUCCUGACCGACAAAGCCCCCAAGCCCCUCCCCGGUAUCUACUCUCAAGCUAUCGUCUCUAAUGGUGUCGUUUAUUGCUCCGGCGCAGUCGCUAUGGACCCAGAAACCGGCAAGAUCGUUGAUGGGGACAUCAAAGCUCACACUCACCAAUGUAUCAAGAACCUUUCCCAUGUUCUCGAGGCCGCAGGUAGCGAUAUCACGAAGGUCCUCAAGGUGAAUGUGUUCUUGUCUGAUAUGGAUAACUUUGCCGAGAUGAAUUCCGUCUAUAUGCAGUACUGGGGUGAUGUAAAGCCUUGUCGGACAUGUGUGGCAGUUAAGACCCUACCCUUGAAUACGGAUGUGGAGAUUGAGUGUAUUGCUGCUGUGUAA